Messenger RNA from Electrophorus electricus (electric eel), 2701 nucleotides. RefSeq names its product cell growth regulator with ring finger domain 1 (gene cgrrf1). Lineage: Eukaryota; Metazoa; Chordata; Actinopteri; Gymnotiformes; Gymnotidae. The record is from RefSeq and is a predicted model, not a curated record. Gene Ontology annotation, biological process: negative regulation of cell growth.
UUACGUUAUGUUUCUUUGGCGCUUCCAGUAUUGACAAAUCGGCUGUUCGUUUUAAUAGCUAGCAAUUACUUACUGUUGCUCACUUUAGUUUUUAUUCUUAGUUUCAUUUACUGCCACUCAAAUUCUUUAUGUAAAAAUAUAUUUUAGAUAUUAAUUAGGGUAUGGCUGCUGAGCUUUUAGUAAAGUUAUAUGAGUACUCGCCUCUUUUUUACAUUAGUGUGAUAUCGAUAUGUUUCAUCAUUACUGUGGCCGUGGUUCUGGGCUGGUUUGGAUUUGAUGUACCAGUCAUCCUGCGCAGCUCGGAUGAAGCCGUAUCUUUCUUACCUGUCCCAGAUAAGAAGAUGGUCCAGGUAACCAAUCCCUUCGCACUGGAGCUGGGGACAAUGGCGAGCACAGUAGCCGAGGGUGUGAUCUUGCGGGCGUGUUGCCUGGAGAACACCGUAUUGAGCUGUUUCUGGGGAUGUGGUGUCCAGGCCCUUCAGACUGCUCUCCAGAGGCACCAUCAUGGGCCCAGACUCACUACCCCACACUUAUUUCAGGAGGCUCUGCAGUUUCAGUACAACCACUGCGAAACAUUUAACAUACAGAAAGAGAAGAAAGAGGAAUACUUGACCCAGCUGCCAGCAGCUCUUGGGGUUAUAGAUUUUGGGCUGCUACCCCGGGAACGCUAUCCCUUAGUUGCUGUCCUCACUUUGGCUAAUUCUAAUGACAGAGACAUUUACAAUAUAGUUGCCAGUGUCACGGUGGUCCACGUUCCUGAUGAAAAAUAUGGACUGUCUACGAGGAUCCUAUUUCAGUACCUCCUCACAGUUCAUGGGAACAUGUAUGACUUAAAGCCUCUCUUCGUUUCCACAGAUGAUAAUAGGCUGCCUAGCCAUACUGUGUCCACCCCAACCACAGAGGGGGUGAAGUUACACACUAAAUCACCAGAUAAGGAAGUGGAGGAGUCAGAAGAGGAAGAAGAAUGGCCAGAAGCACCAGGAAAGGACUGUGUUGUGUGCCAAAAUGCCCCAGUAAACAGGGUUUUGUUGCCAUGCCGACAUACUUGCGUGUGUAACAGUUGUGUAACUCACUUUCAGCAUUGCCCAAUGUGCAGGGCUUUUGUUGUGGAGUCUUUCACUUUAUCCAGUCAAGCACCUACUGAGAACAUAGUGGAAGAGUAAAAAGACCAUGUGAAGAGGGUAGAUCAAUGUAAAAGAGAAAUGUUUGAACCUUUGGAAUUGUUAAAGGAUUUUUGCAGCAUCAAAAAACACAAGAGGAAGAAAAAACAGGAAAAAGACAAAAAAAAGAGAAUUUGUUUUUGAUACAUGUAUCAGUACACACAACAAAAUCAGUUAUUAAUAUAGAUGUGGUAGUGCUGAGUGAAUAGGUGUCUCUUAAGUUUGGUCUUAAAAUUUUACUUGUGCUUUCAAUAACGUGGAAGGGUGUUCCAAAAUUUGGAAGCAGGAGCAUUACAUGAUCUUACUCCCAUAAUGGACAGUGUUAGCAUAUGGAGUGGAAAGUAGGCCAAUGUCAGGAUCUGAGUGAACAGGAGGUUGUGUAGAGAUGAAGUUCACAGAGAUAAUAAGGAGCAGGACCAUUCAGUGCACUGUUACAUGAAGCCAGUGUAAACUGAAAGAGAAGAGCAGUACUGAGUCUUGUAGAAAUUAGCCAAGCUGCUGAAUUCUUGUUGUAUUUCUGGCUUAUUGAGCACUUUAGCAGGAACACCAGAAAAUAAGUACAGUAACCUAAAUGAGAUGGAUUGGCAUUUCUGAAUCAUGAAAACAGAGGGGCGGAGUUGAGCAGUACUCAGUGCCGAUUCUAGUCUGUUGGGGCCCUCUUAGGGAUUUCAGGUCUCCUAUUGUCAUUGCAAACUUUGCACAUUGCUACUCACUGCUGUAGUUUAAAGUUUGUCAGCCCUCGUGGGCCCCCAACUGACCUGGGGGCCUCAAGCAGUUGCCUGCCUUGCCUAGUGGCAAGUGGCACCUCUGGCAAUACUGCACAUAUAGAACACUACUAGUUAAUAAAUGUUUCGAAGGGGAGUGUAGUCAAAGGUAAUUACCUUGUUAUGAACUACAUUUGAAGUGACAAUGGUUAAUAUCAAAGAUGAGAGAAAUCACUAAAACUUAUAAGUUGCUUUGGACCUUACCAACACAAACUCAAUUUUAGCAGGGUUUAACUUGAGAAUUUGCCAGUCCAGUGUUUGAUAUUUGAAAAGUCUAAUAGGGAAACAGGUGAAAUUGAAGAAGUAGGUUCAGAGGUACGUCCAACACAGAUUUUUUAUAUGAGAGUAAGAUACUGUGAUGAACUAUCAAAAGCAGUACUAAGAUCAAGGGCUAAAAAAAUAAUAGAACCACAAUUGGAGACCAUGCACCUUCAUUUAACUAACAAUUACUUUUUUUCACCAACUGUUGCAAUUAAGAAUUGCUGGAUGUUUCCUGCUUCCUCAGUAGUGGUGUUAUUCCGGUAGGAGAUCAGCAAGCUGUAUCUAAAGUCACCCUUGUUUAUGUUGAAUCCAGAGGCAAACUAGUAGAUUAACUAAAUCCGGUACUAAAGUAAAAUAGUAGUAUUUUAAUCUUUCAUUGCUCUACUAUAUAGAUCCAAGUACUCAUUGUAUUAAAUAUUGACUACAAUAUUUACUAUAACAACCAAAUGUCCUAAAUUAUAAUCUCUUUAAGAGUACUGCAGAAAUAUUUCAUUGCAUAAUAAAAUCAUCCUAUUA